Messenger RNA from Balaenoptera acutorostrata (minke whale), 599 nucleotides. RefSeq names its product liver carboxylesterase 1-like. The coding region runs from base 37 to 405 and encodes 122 amino acids. Gene Ontology annotation, molecular function: carboxylic ester hydrolase activity. The transcript is spliced from 3 exons. Lineage: Eukaryota; Metazoa; Chordata; Mammalia; Artiodactyla; Balaenopteridae. Gene Ontology annotation, cellular component: lipid droplet; endoplasmic reticulum. The record is from RefSeq and is a predicted model, not a curated record. Gene Ontology annotation, biological process: lipid catabolic process.
AAUCCAUGUCUUCCAGAUGCCGGAGGCCCCACUUACAUGUAUGAGUUCCAGUAUCGCCCAAGCUUCUCAUCAGAGAUGAAACCCAAGACGGUGAUAGGGGACCACGGGGAUGAGCUCUUCUCGGUCUUCGGGGCUCCAUUUUUGAAAGAUGGUGCCUCCGAAGAGGAGACCGAUCUCAGCAAGAUGGUGAUGAAAUUUUGGGCCAACUUUGCUCGGAACGGGAAUCCCAACGGGGAGGGGCUUCCCCAUUGGCCAGUAUAUGACCAGAAAGAAGGGUACCUUCAGAUUGGCGUCACCACCCAGGCAGCCGAGAAGCUGAAAGACAAGGAAGUGGCUUUCUGGAAUGAGCUCCUACCCAAGGAGGCGACAAAGCAGCCACCCCAGUUAAAACAUGCUGAGCUGUGAACGGGAGGCUCAGCUGGCCUUGGGGGCUUGUGGGACCCCAGACAGGGGUAUUCUGUAGAAGGUGUUUGUGGGCCAAAGAGGCAUCUUAUUGUGGAGGCUGGGAAAUUAUCUGAUGGGAGUAGCAGAGGUCAGGGAGGGGGAGUUUCUGUUUCUGUGGCGUCAAUUUUGGAAAUAAAUGUUCUUUUGGAGACCAA